UCUUCUGCGACAACCGGAAGUUUUCUGUUCACCGGCUCGUGGGAAGGAACAUGGCAGAGGUCAGCCCGAGACUGUUUGGAACUGGAUUUAGCCGGCUGAUAGUUUUCAGAACCAACUUGAAUCGACCCGUAUGUGUUGACAGAGGUUCCGAGUGUCUUCUAAUACACGGUAGUCGUAGUUUAGCUCAGCAGAAAUCAACCCAUGAUCCGGUGGUGUCAAAAAGCAAGGCAACGCAAAGAACACCAAAGAAAGAUUUGAAUCAACAGACAUUUGCGACUCUGUUCGGUUCUUCUUUUGACCUGCCUUCAUCUUCUUGGAUUUGUUGUGCUGACUCUAGAAAGAGGCUACAAGCAUUUGGAACAACCUGGAGCAUAUCUACGGGUCCCCUCCAGGGGAAGCUGCUGGCAUGCAAGAUGUCCUCCUGGACAAGAGGUGUUGUUUUUAUCCACCAUGACACAUUUAGGUCCCCUCAGCAGGUCAGAGCCUUCUGCGCUGUCCUGUUUGUUCGGACAGAGAAUGAAUCAGUGGAGCUCAACUGUGGACAUCUGAACUUUCAUCCUCGUACAGUGAGAGCUUCAGCACCCACUAGAAGCUACUGCCGGAGGUCAGAGGCCCAUCUGUUGCACAGAAGCAAGACAUCCUAUUAUGAUAUCCUCAAAGUGUCCUCCGGUGCCACACAGUCCCAGAUCAAGACAGCUUACUACAAACAGUCCUUCAUCCACCACCCUGACAAGAACCAAGGAAGCACAAAGGCCAACCAUCGCUUCUCUGAGAUCAGCGAGGCAUACGCUGUGCUGGGCAACACCAGCCUGAGAAGGAGGUACGACCGGGGACUCCUGAGACACUCAGAUAUCCAAAGUGCAGGGAGACCAACUUCUAAAGAGACUAAAAGUAGAUCUACAGGCUCCCAGCAACAGCAGAGAGUCAGCCGGUUCUCCCACGUCGAUGGAAAGCCCAUAUUUGACUUUGACGCCUUUUAUCAAGCUCAUUAUGGGGAGCAGCUGCAAAGAGAGAGGGUCAUGAGAGCCAGGAGGAAGCAGAUGGAGGAGAUGCAGAAGAAGAUUAACAGUAGGAAGCAGCACACAAAGAUAGAGUUGGUCUUUGCGGUGCUGGUAAUGAUGGCAGGAGUCAUUUCUCUUAGUCUCCUCAAGCCUUGAAAUAGCAGUAAGCAGGUGCUCCAUGAGCUCCAAGGAAGUGGAGGAACGAGAUGAAGCGGCUAUGUGUCUUUGCAAGUGUUGCACAGUGUCAGAUGGUUAAUUACUGCAGUGGUUAAGCCAACUUUAAUGUUUGUAUUGGUGAGAAUUAAAGCAGCACCUCACUGUUUUAAAAA
This is a messenger RNA of Nothobranchius furzeri (turquoise killifish), 1330 nucleotides long. RefSeq names its product DnaJ (Hsp40) homolog, subfamily C, member 30b (gene dnajc30b). NCBI's taxonomy places the organism in Eukaryota, Metazoa, Chordata, Actinopteri, Cyprinodontiformes, Nothobranchiidae. The record is from RefSeq and is a predicted model, not a curated record.